GGAAAUGGCGGCACCAGUAAUCUCUCUUCUUCUUGUAGCCUCAUUGAUGCCACUCACAAAGACGUUGAAGUCCUCCUGCUGCUCUCCAAUUGUGCCUAUUAUGUGGCCUACUAUGAUGAUGAGGUGGACAAAGUGAACCAAUAUCAGCGCCUGAGUCUGGACGACUUGGAGAAGAUUGAGAUCGGCCCGGAACCGACGUUUUUUGGGAAGCCCAAAUUCUCAUGUAUGCGGCUCCACUACAGACGCCAGGGGAACAGCGGCUACUUCCACACAUUGAGGGCUGUGGCUCGGAGCCCCGAAGAGGAUGGAAAAGACACGCUGCUGUGUAUAGCGGAGAUGCUGCGAAUUACCAAACAAGCCAUGGAGUCCGACGUCCCCGUCAUUGAGAAGAAGCUGGAGAGGAAGAGCAGCAAGCCUCAUGAGGACAUCCUCGGGAUACAAUCCAAAAGCCAGAAGCUGGGAAUGAACAGCAUGGGUCUGACCCAGAGCAAGAACUUCUUGAUGAGUAAAUUCUCCUCCCUCAACCAAAAGGUCAAACAAACCAACAUCGGAAAUCUCCGCAAGUUGGGUCCCUUUAACAAGGAAGUGAAGGGCUUCCUCAAACCCAACCUGCAGGCCAAUCCUUGGAAAUCCGACAGCAGCCUGGAAAAUCCCGGCACAGAGACCAAAGACCACGCGGAGUCGGACUUGGAGCUCUCGUCAGACAGCGACUCCUUCCAUUCCGAUGACUACAUUCCGAAGUCGGAUGACGACGGGCUGGUCUCGGGCUCUCUAGAGAACAUCGGGCAGCUGGACUAUGUCCUCCCGAGCUGCGGGAUCAUCGCCUCUGCCCCACGCUUGGGCGGCCGGUCGCAGUCCGUCAGUAGUGCUGAGCCAAGUCUCCACCACCCUACGGAGAUCCAGGUGACCCAGUGCGAAGCAUCACCGGAGCAGAAGGUUCUUGUGGAUUUCGGAACGCCGAUCGACGCUUACUGCCACCAGUUUGUCCACGAUGCCCAGACCAAAGAUGGCGACUGUGCGGGCAGCGAUGGUGGUAAAGAACAAAUGGACCAAGUAGUAUUGCGCAAUAAUUCCCCCCGACCAUCUACUGAAGUGGAGCCGGAAAUAGAACAACUUCCUCGGCCCUCCCAGCUGGAGGUGUCUGGAACUGACGCCGGCUCCCGCUUGUCUGUAGACUUUUCCGCGGCCUCGGGCCGGUCCAGCCCCGGCUCUGGCGCCUCCCCGGCCGACAGCAGCGGCAGCAGAGUUGUCUCUCCGUUCGCCAAGAUCCGCAGUUCUGUCGUCCAAGUGGCAAACAUCACCCAGGCCGGGCUGGCGCAAGGCAUUAACUUUGCCGUGGCUAAAGUGCAGAAGUCUCCGGAGCCGACGACCGUACCGGCCCAGCUACCCAACGACUUCAAGGAACUGUUCACACAGUGUCAGACCCGCAUCAUACAAAUCUAAUGACCACCGCCGGCUCCGCCCACAUAUAGGACGUCACUUCCAACAAUGUUUACAUUUUUA
Messenger RNA from Nanorana parkeri, 1503 nucleotides. RefSeq names its product phosphatidylinositide phosphatase SAC2-like. NCBI's taxonomy places the organism in Eukaryota, Metazoa, Chordata, Amphibia, Anura, Dicroglossidae. The annotation marks the transcript as partial. The record is from RefSeq and is a predicted model, not a curated record. The transcript has 5 exons.